AUGAGCUGGAUAUCAUCGAUAGAGCAGGUCAAACCGUUGCUAGAAAUCAACUCUUCCACGAAAUCUGGUUCACUUACAGCGACUUUCAAAUGCGAGUCUUGCGACUACGCCGCCAGCCAAAAGAAGGACCUCGAGGCCCACGUGCAAUCAGUGCACGAGAAUUCGAAACUUUUCAAGUGUACCUUAUGCGACUACUCUUGCAAUCGUAAAAAUUAUCUUGACCAACACACCAAUUCCGUCCAUUUGAAGCUAUACCAGUACAAGUGUCCAGAAUGCGUGUAUUCUACAAACAGGAGGCACCAUCUGGACAGGCACAUCCAGUCGGUUCAUUCAAACGCGAAGGAAUUUCAGUGUCCCUUAUGCGAGCACGCGACAAAUCAAAAGGGCAAUCUUAAAAUCCACAUGGAUGCUGUUCACUCGAAAGCAAACCUGUUCAAGUGUCAUAUAUGCGAUUUUUGCACGGCAUAUAACACCGAACUCGUAGGGCAUAUAGAUUCAAUUCAUUUCAACGAGAAAAAACAUGAGUGUGCAUUUUGCGAUUAUAGAACGAAUAGGAUUGGAGAUCUCAGAAAACAUGUAAAUUCCGUUCAUUCAACCUCGCAAAAUACUAUAAAGUGUCAGUCGUGUGAUUAUACGACCAAUUGUUCACGGAAUCUUAAGAGGCAUACAGAUACCGUACAUCAGGAAUACAAACCGUAUAAAUGUGAAAUUUGCAAUUAUGCCACAGCUCACAAAAAUAAUCUCAAAAAUCAUGUGAAUUCUGCUCAUAAGUGUCACUUAUGCGACUUUACCGCAGAUCAUGACGAUGAUUUAGGAAGGCAUUUCGGCACUGUUCAUCCUGAUUUAGAGCUGUUUAAGUGUGAUUUGUGUAAAUAUGUCGCAACUAGGAAAAACCAUCUAAAACGACAUUUACUUUCUUUCCACCCACAAAUAUGACAUUUUAAUAUAACA
This is a messenger RNA of Coccinella septempunctata (seven-spotted ladybird), 951 nucleotides long. RefSeq names its product zinc finger Y-chromosomal protein-like. Gene Ontology annotation, cellular component: nucleus. Lineage: Eukaryota; Metazoa; Arthropoda; Insecta; Coleoptera; Coccinellidae. Gene Ontology annotation, molecular function: RNA polymerase II transcription regulatory region sequence-specific DNA binding; DNA-binding transcription factor activity, RNA polymerase II-specific. Bases 1 to 936 code for a protein of 311 amino acids. The transcript is spliced from 2 exons. The record is from RefSeq and is a predicted model, not a curated record. Gene Ontology annotation, biological process: regulation of transcription by RNA polymerase II.